Messenger RNA from Sceloporus undulatus (fence lizard), 1825 nucleotides. It is a transcript of the gene PLBD1, whose product is annotated as phospholipase B domain containing 1. The record is from RefSeq and is a predicted model, not a curated record. Gene Ontology annotation, molecular function: glycerophospholipase activity. Bases 72 to 1715 code for a protein of 547 amino acids. The transcript is spliced from 11 exons. Gene Ontology annotation, cellular component: extracellular region. Gene Ontology annotation, biological process: phospholipid catabolic process. Lineage: Eukaryota; Metazoa; Chordata; Lepidosauria; Squamata; Phrynosomatidae.
UGGGCCUGGCUGGGGCCCAAGGGAGCCAAGUGGCCCAAGUGGCCCGGGCGCCUCCCUGAGAAAGGCAAGCCAUGGCCCCAGUCCCUGGAGGAGGCUGCUGCUGCUGGUGGGGACUGUGCCUCCUGCUCUGGUGCCUGCUGCUGCUGCCGGACUCUGGGGCAGAUAUUCACUAUGCAACUGUGUAUUGGAUGAGAGCUGAAAAGUCCUUCCAGGUUAAAGACGUAUUGGACAAGAAUGGUGAUGCUUAUGGCUACUACAAUGACACUGUACAUUCCACUGGGUGGGGGGUUCUUGAGAUCAAGGCUGGCUAUGGGAGCCAGGCCCUCGGCAAUGAGGACCUCAUGUAUGCUGCUGGCUACUUGGAGGGCUAUCUCACUGCUUCACAUAUGUGUGAUCAUGUUGCAAACCUUUAUCCCCAGAUGAUUAAAAAUCUUGUUGUUGAGAGAGAAGUUAAAGAUUUCAUGAGGAAACAAGACCAGUGGACCAGGCAACAAAUUAAAAAUAACAAGGAUGACCCAUUUUGGAGGCAUGCGGGGUACAUUAUUGCCCAGUUGGAUGGGCUGUACAUGGGGACUGUGGAGUGGGCUAAACGAGAGAAAAGAACACCUCUCACUGCCUUUCAAGUCAGUUUCUUGAAUGCAGUUGGAGAUCUCCUCGACCUGAUUCCUGCCUUAUUUGCAGAUAAAGCAGAGGCCAACUGUCAUAUAUUGCCAAUAGGCUCGCAGCGAUACCAAUGGGACAUGGGUCAUUGCUCAGCUCUGAUCAAGGUUCUUCCUGGAUAUGAGAAUAUCUACUUUGCACAUUCUAGCUGGUUCACAUACGCAGCCACUUUGAGAAUAUAUAAGCACUGGGACUUCAGGAUUGAUGAUCCACAAACAAGCACAGGCCGAGCUUCAUUCAGCAGUUACCCAGGUUUUUUGGUAUCCCUGGAUGACUUUUAUAUACUUGGCAAUGGCUUGAUCAUGUUGCAGACCACCAACAGUGUUUACAACUAUACUCUCCUGAGACAAAUAGUACCCGAGAGUCUCUUUGCAUGGCAGAGAGUCCGCAUUGCCAACAUGAUGGCAGAGUCUGGAAAGUCCUGGGCACAGAUUUUUGAAAAGGAAAACUCUGGUACCUAUAAUAACCAGUACAUGGUCUUGGAUACAAACAAGGUCAAAUUGCAAAAGAGUCUUGAUGAUGGAACUCUCUAUGUCAUUGAACAGAUUCCGCAACAUGUGGAAUAUUCUGAUCAGACAAAUGUUCUCCGAAAAGGAUACUGGCCUUCCUACAAUGUCCCUUUCCAUGAAAAUAUCUAUAAUAUGAGUGGCUAUGUUGAGUAUGUUAAGAAAUAUGGAUUGGACUUUUCUUAUGAAAUGGCUCCCAGAGCAAAAAUCUUCCGACGGGACCAGGGAAAAGUUGUAGAUAUGGAGACCAUGAAAUACAUCAUGAGAUACAACAACUACAAAAAGGAUCCCUAUGCAAGGAACAAUCCUUGUAAUACUAUUUGCUGUCGAGCAGACCUGAAUCUCAAGACUCCAGUUCCAGCUGGUUGUUAUGACUCUAAGGUGGCAGACAUCAAUAUGGCUAUGAAGUUUACAGCUUAUGCCAUCAAUGGCCCACCUGUGGAGGAAGGCCUACCCAUCUUCAACUGGAGCCGUUUCAACCAGACAAAACACCAGGGCUUGCCAGACUCAUAUAAUUUUGAUUUCAUCACUAUGAAGCCAGCUUUGUGAAAAUACAACCAGAAAUUUAACUGAAUGGUGUGUGUGUGUGUCUGUGUAUGUGAGGAGAUUUUCUCAUUACUUUUACUGCCUACCAAAUAAAUUGGCCUGUACACACCUUA